AUGCGCAUCAAGGUUUGCGCGGCGCCCCAUACGAGCUGUGGUAAUUCAAUUCUCACUCAGUCGAUAACGUUAUUAUUUUCAGCGGCCAUAGAAGUGAUGUCGAAACGCGGUCGCACACUGUUGAUGUACAAGAACUACACGUACUCCAAAUACCCGUACCCGCUGAAACACGGCUGGCGCUGGUACUGCUCCAAAGUGAAGACCUGCAGGGCCUACCUAAUAACCACCGAGAGGAACGUGAUCAUCGCGUCCGCCGGUCAGCACAUGCACGAGCCGAGCGUGCUCAACGCCAAUUUCCUGUGGAACAAA
This is a messenger RNA of Iphiclides podalirius (scarce swallowtail), 309 nucleotides long. Lineage: Eukaryota; Metazoa; Arthropoda; Insecta; Lepidoptera; Papilionidae. The record is from the annotation of a GenBank genome assembly.